UCUCAAUCUUUCUCUGCUUUUUAUUUACCAGACACAUUGCCCUUUUCACACCAAACCCAACUCUCUCUUCUCAACUUAAAUCCAACCCAAUUCAACACACUCAAUUAAUUGAACAUCACUCCAAUCACACCCCAAUUGUCCCACUUUGCCACAUUGCCACUACUACUCCUUUAAAUUCUCUCUUUUGUUUCCUAAUGUGAUUCCCAAAUCACAAUCAUUUUGCUUCAGGUUUCAAAGACACAUAAUACAUAAAAUUUCAACUAGCUUCAAACUCGUUUCAUUUUGUUUCUGUGCUUCCCUUGAUCUACAAAUGGAAAACCAGUUCUUUUUGAAUGCUGGGGUGUCCCAACACCCCCUUCACUUUGAACCUUCACCAACACCACCACCGCAAACACUACCUCUUUCUUCAAUGUCCACGUGGCAACCGCUCUCAUCAUCAUCCAUGGAAAUUCACCCAACAGUUCUGAAUUGUUCCUCCGAGCAAACCCAAGAUUGCUUUUACAAUUGGGACAGGUCAACGGAUCAUACCCUCCACUUCGAUUCUUCAGCACUUAGUUCAAUGGUUUCAUCACCAGCAGCAUCAUCCAACCCCAACAACAACAACAUUUGCAAUGAGAGUUUCAUGAUAAGGGAAUUGGUAGGGAAAUUGGGAACUAUUGGAGGAACCUCUGAUGAGAUCUCACAGCAUUCUCAUAACCCUUUGGUUGUAGCGUCUUCUUACAUGAACAAUGCCAACAACACCACCCCUUUGAGUUCUCCACCAAAGCUUAACAUUGUGAACAGUUUGGUGAAAGAGAAUUUGACCAAUUUGGGAGCGAAGUCAAUGGCUUUGAAUUCCACUGUGGCAGAAUUCUCAGCUGAUCCUGGCUUUGCUGAGAGGGCUGCAAAGUUCUCUUGCUUCGGUAGCAGAAGUUUCAAUGAUAGGAGUACCCAAUUGGUAGUUAACAAUGCUGAAUUGGCUCCAAGAUCUGCACAAGUUGUGGAACAAGGGAAGUUACCAAGAGUUUCAAGUAGUCCAUUGCUCAAAACACUUGGAUCUCAAAUGGGUGCCCAAGAGAACAAGAGUUCUCAGUUUCAGGAGAUGGAUAGAAUGGAAGUGGCAAAUUCCCAAGAGGAAUCUACAAUUUCCGAGCAAAUUCCAAAUGGGGAAAUUGGGGUGAAAACUUCUCCAGAUAUGAGUUCAAGGAAAAGAAAAGCCUCUUCCAAAGGAAAAGCUAAAGAAACUUUAAACUCUACUAGUCCUACCAAGGGUGUUGAAGGUAGUGAGGACUCAAAUGCAAAAAGAAGCAAGACAAAUGAGGGUGAGGGAAAUGAAAAUGGUCCAGUGAAGGCUGAGGAAGAGUCCAAAGCAGGGGAAGAGAAACAGAACAAGAGUAACUCAAAGCCUCCUGAGCCACCAAAAGAUUACAUUCACGUUAGAGCAAGAAGAGGCCAAGCUACUGAUAGCCAUAGUCUUGCAGAACGUGUACGGAGGGAGAAAAUUAGUGAGAGGAUGAAGCUUCUUCAAGAUCUUGUACCAGGUUGCAACAAGGUCACUGGUAAAGCACUUAUGCUAGAUGAAAUUAUAAAUUAUGUUCAGUCAUUGCAGCGUCAAGUUGAGUUCCUGUCUAUGAAAUUGGCUUCUGUUAACACAAGGAUGGAUUUUAGUAUUGAGAAUCUUGUCUCAAAAGAUGUAUUUCAAUCAAAUAAUUCAUUGGCAACACACCAAAAUCCAAUAUUCCCAUUAGAUUCCUCAGCACCAGCCUUUUAUGGGCAACAGACUCAGCAAAACCCAGUUAUCCAUAAUAACAUACCUAAUAGAACGGUGACCCACUGCUCAGUGGACCCAUUAGACACUUCUUUGUGCCAAAAUCUUGGCAUGCAGUUACCACCCCUAAAUGGGUUUAAUGAAGGUGGCUCUCAGUAUGCAUUAACAUUCUGUGAGGAUGACCUCAACACCAUUGUUCAAAUGGGAUUUGGCCAAACUGCAAAUAGGAAAACACCAAUACAAUCCUCAAGUUUCAACGGUUCAAAUCAAGUACCCCAAAUGAAAGUUGAGCUCUGAUCACCUUUCUUUACGCCUGAAUUGAAGCCCAGAGGAAUAGGAAGACUGCUGUAUACAACAAAAGAUUUAAUUACAACAACCCCAUGAAUUAUUAUUAUGCCAUUAUUACUAGAUCUAUUCAAUAGAACCCUUUUUUUGUCUUUAAGUUAGUCACUUCUUUUCUUCAUUUUUUUCCCUUUCUCCCUUUUAUGAUUUCAGUUUCUUAUCUUCUCGGGCAGUUUUUUCUUCUUUUUUUUCAAUUUUUUCCUUACAAUUAUUCACUGUAAAAUCUUAGGACCGAUUCUGUAUUAAUUCUCUGGUGCAAAUUCUAAUUAUUAUCAUGGCACCAACUGUAAGAUGUAACGCUAAUUAAAGGAAGUUUUUCUCC
Molecule: messenger RNA, 2411 nt
Organism: Abrus precatorius (Indian licorice)
Lineage: Eukaryota; Viridiplantae; Streptophyta; Magnoliopsida; Fabales; Fabaceae
Product: transcription factor bHLH62-like
Exons: 8
Coding region: 311-2044 (577 amino acids)
Biological process (GO): regulation of DNA-templated transcription
Cellular component (GO): nucleus
Molecular function (GO): DNA-binding transcription factor activity; protein dimerization activity
Source: RefSeq, a predicted model, not a curated record